CUGUCUGCCGUGGCGUCAGUUCGACCGCGCAUUUGCUAAAGUCUGCCAGGACUGCAGCAAGCAGCAUUCCGCCAGUCGCGCCGCGGGCACGCUAGAGACUCUAGGGUCUCUAGGACACGCUGGAGGAAGGUCGACCGGAGCCCCGCCCCCGACUUCACCGCCACACGCGCGACCGGAGAGCAAAGUCCGACUGUCGCGAGUCUCGCCGAAGGUGUCCUGCGACGGCUGCUGCAGGCUUCAGUCCUCAGUCCGCGAGUAGCUGGCUGCCCGCAACGUCAGCCCCGCCGCCAUGGUGAACGCCGCCAACACCGAGGACGUCCGCGCGCCCGCGUCCCUGGAGACGCCGCUCUCCGUCCCCAACAAGAUGCUCAUGGCCGCGGGGCCCAGCAACCUGACGCCCAGGGCGGCGCAGGCGGGCGGCCUGCCCUCGCUGGGGCCCAUGCACCCCGAGACCUUCCGGCUCAUGGACGAGAUCAAGGAGGGCCUGCAGUACGCCUUCCAGACCAAGAACCCCGUCACGCUGUGCCUGUCCUGCGCGGGCCACGGCGGCAUGGAAGCCGCGCUGGCCAACAUCCUGGAGCCCGGCGACACGGCGGUCAUGUGCAAGAACAGCUUCUGGUUCGAUCGCGCUUCCGACAUGGCCACACGACAAGGCGCGCGCGUGGUGCCGAUCGACGUGAAGCCGGGCCAGCCGCUGACCCUGGAGGCGGCCGAGGAGGCCGUCGCCAAGCACCGGCCGCGGCUGCUCUUCGUGGUGCACGGCGAGUCCUCCACCGGCGUCCACCAGUCCCUGGAGGGCUUCGGCGCCAUGUGCCACAAGUACGGCACACUGCUCGUGGUGGACGCCGUGGCCUCGCUGGGCGGCACGCCGCUCUACACGGACCGCUGGGAGCUGGACGUGGUGUACAGCGGGUCGCAGAAGGUGUUCAACGCGCCGCCCGGGCUGUCCCCCAUCACCUUCAGCCCGCGGGCAAUGGAGCACAUCCAGUCGAGGAAGACGCCGUGCCCGGUCUUCUACUACGACGUCCUGAGCAUCGGCGACAGCUGGGGCUGCUUCGGCAAGCGGAGCUACCACCACACCCUCCCGGUGACGCUGUUCUACGCGCUGCGCGAGGCCCUGGCCCUGGUCGCCGAGGAGGGUCUGACGGCGUCCUGGCGCCGGCACCAGCUCGCCGCCCAGAGGCUGCACGACGGCCUGGAGCGCCUGGGCCUGCGCCUGCUGGUGGAGAAGCCGGAGCACCGCCUGGCCACCGUCACCGCUGUGCUCCUCCCCGACAACAUGGACUGGGCCACCCUCCUGCGCACCGCCAUGGCCAGGCACGCCGUGGAUCUCAGUGCCGGACUCGGCCCCACGUUUGGACGCGCGUUCCGUGUGGGGCUCAUGGGCACCAACGCCAACCCCAAGGCCGUGGACCGGGUCGUCAACGUCCUGCAGGACGUCAUCAAGAACCCCAUCGCCGCAGCCUAGCGCGCAUUUUACAAAGAUUUAAUGGAUAUGCCACAUUGCGGGCGGGGUGCGUGAUGCCUCUACGGUUGAUUCCUACUCCAUCCCAUACUCUCUAAGUCGAGGGCGAUUGCCUCGAACAGGACACUGCCUGCUUUGAGGUUUGCAGUCAGGGUACCGUGUUCGUUGUAGUCGUUUACUCGAACGCCACAGGUCUGCUGAGGCCUUAAAAUAUCUGAUGAUGUUGUGUAAGCCUAUAUUUUCCUUUUAGGGACUUUAACACUAUGGAAUAAAAUACUUUACUGUUGG
Molecule: messenger RNA, 1753 nt
Organism: Thrips palmi
Lineage: Eukaryota; Metazoa; Arthropoda; Insecta; Thysanoptera; Thripidae
Product: serine--pyruvate aminotransferase, mitochondrial-like
Exons: 7
Coding region: 290-1468 (392 amino acids)
Cellular component (GO): peroxisome
Molecular function (GO): L-serine:pyruvate transaminase activity; L-alanine:glyoxylate transaminase activity
Source: RefSeq, a predicted model, not a curated record